CCCCGCUCUCUGAUUCGCCGUUCGGGCCAGCCCCACAGACAGUUCGCUGAAUGGCUGCGCCACUACCUGUAUCGGCCUCCGAUUGGGUGCGCGGCGCCUCCCCGGCGUGAUAGGUCGGGACCACCGCCCCCCUGGUUCCUCAUUGGCUGCUCGGAGAAGCCCGGUCUCCGGGUAAGAUGGCAGCGGACGGACAGUGCUCGCUCCCCGCUUCAUGGCGGCCGGUGACCCUUACCCACGUCGAGUAUCCUACAGGUGAUCUCUCUGGCCACCUCCUUGCCUACCUGAGCCUCAGCCCUGUAUUUGUCAUCGUUGGUUUUGUGACCCUCAUCAUAUUUAAGCGGGAGCUGCACACGAUCUCAUUCCUUGGGGGCCUGGCACUGAACGAGGGGGUCAACUGGCUGAUCAAACACGUCGUCCAGGAGCCACGGCCCUGUGGAGGCCCCCAUGCAGCAGUGGGCACCAAGUAUGGGAUGCCCUCCAGCCAUUCCCAGUUCAUGUGGUUCUUCUCUGUCUAUUCCUUCCUUUUCCUGUAUUUAAGAAUGCACCAAACGAACAAUGCCAGGUUCCUGGACCUGCUGUGGAGGCACGUGCUCUCCUUGGGGCUCCUCACUGCGGCCUUUCUAGUCUCCUACAGCAGGGUCUACCUGCUGUACCACACCUGGAGCCAAGUGCUCUAUGGGGGCGUCGCUGGAAGCCUCAUGGCCAUUGCCUGGUUCAUCUUCACCCAGGAAGUCCUCACUCCGCUGUUCCCCAGGAUAGCAGCCUGGCCUAUCUCCGAGUUCUUCCUAAUCCGAGACACAAGCCUCAUUCCCAAUGUCCUCUGGUUUGAGUACACAGUAACUCGGGCAGAAGCCAGAAACAGACAACGCAAGCUGGGGACGAAGCUGCAGUGACCGGUGGGUGUAGCAGGGUCCAGCCUCCAGAUCUGGCCUGCAUGAUGCCUUGUAGGACGGACAGAAUGAUGGACAGAGGGACGAAGCAGAGACCUCUACAGACCCAAGUCACCACGUGGAGCCUUUUUUUUUCUUAUUUUAAUUUUAACAAACAUGGUGGACCAAAGGGCCAAGACAGCCCCUCAACCAGGACCCUAGAGGGUCUGCUGCCUGGGGGCCACAAGGCCAGAGAUCCUCGCUGUGCUGCUGCCAGUCCCGGCCGGGCGGAAAGUGCCCUUGGCAUGGGCACCAGGGUGUAGGGUAGAGAAAGGCUUGUGCCUCUGGUCUUGGGGCCAGGAAUUCCAGGUGGCGUGAAAAGUCACACUAUUUAUUUUUUGGUUUUGUCAAGGCAGAUGAGAUUUUGGAGAUGGGCCCAGAAGAGCCUGCUCUGCAGUGGCUGCCCUGUGAACUGAGAGACCCAGGUCAGCUUCCCAGGCCCUUUGCCCUGAGCCCAGGGGGCAGACUGCCUCUUCCUGGGCCUGAGAAGUGGCCUGGGGGCCAGAAGGAGGGGAGCAUCCCUGUGCCCUCCCUGCCACCAUUGCCAUUCCAGAACCUCGUUCAGUGUUUCCUUGUCUGGGGCAGGGCCAAGAGCGAGCACGUGCCUGGCGGCUGCUAUCAUGUAUUCUACCCUGUGUCAACCCUACACCACAAGGGCUUUCUCUGGUCCCCUGUCCCCAAGACAGUAGUCCCCUUCUGACAAAAGAGCCUGCACAUGUGGGUGAGCAAACCCCAGCUGUUUACAGCUCUUUUUUGUCCUGCCAUCCAGUAGCAGUGAGUCUUCAUCCCCACUCGAACAAAACACACAGGAACCAGGAGCCGGGAGGAGAGGAGUGAGGCAGUGGGUGCUUGAUGUCCCUCACCCUUCCCCCUGUGCACUCUGAAUAUGUCCUUGUCCUUCCUGACCCACCUCCCAUAGGCUGGGAACCUGUGUCCAGGGUGUGGGUUCGUAGAUCCCCACCAGACCAGCUUGGAGGAGGGCUCUUCCUAAAGGGACCCCAUCUCUAAGUCGCUCUGAAACAGUCGUGGACAGGAGAGCUUCCAGUAUCUCGGAAUUUUUGAGAACUGAACCAGGCCACUUGGGACCUGUGUUCAAAUCCCCCCCCUCCCUUUUUCUUUGUGGAAGUUCCUAAUCUGCUGCUGAAGCACAAUAUUUUGGUGCUUUCUUUUCUCAUUUGUUAAAGACAGUGUCCAAAAGCCAUUCCAGAUGCCAGGACCAGGGGCUUAUUUCUAGGGAAGGUAGGUCAGUCCCCACAUUUCCCUUUCCUUCCCUUAUUAUUUUUAUUUUUUACUUUUUGCCUGAGACAAGCCAAGUGUGAGGUGGUUUAAGAAAAAUCAACAAAAUUGUUUACUAUUGUUUUAAAAUAAAAUAUUAAAUUCUCGCA
Galeopterus variegatus (Sunda flying lemur) is the source of this 2314-nucleotide messenger RNA. RefSeq names its product dolichyldiphosphatase 1 (gene DOLPP1). The transcript has 8 exons. Gene Ontology annotation, biological process: lipid biosynthetic process; protein N-linked glycosylation. Gene Ontology annotation, molecular function: dolichyldiphosphatase activity. Lineage: Eukaryota; Metazoa; Chordata; Mammalia; Dermoptera; Cynocephalidae. The record is from RefSeq and is a predicted model, not a curated record. The coding region runs from base 177 to 893 and encodes 238 amino acids. Gene Ontology annotation, cellular component: endoplasmic reticulum membrane; intracellular membrane-bounded organelle.